Molecule: messenger RNA, 1666 nt
Organism: Klebsormidium nitens
Lineage: Eukaryota; Viridiplantae; Streptophyta; Klebsormidiophyceae; Klebsormidiales; Klebsormidiaceae
Source: the annotation of a GenBank genome assembly
UGAGAGGGGGAACCUCACAAAGAAGACAACGUGCUCGCUUAUAAACAACCAGCUUUUGGUACCAUUACUUUACUGCACCCCCCAAUGUUUGCAGAUUGAGACAUCGACUUGAGGCAGCCAAAACUUUUUGAUGUACAUUUUCAUGAAGACUGUCAGAAACAGCGCAGAGCCAGAAUCUCAGUGUCAGGUCACGGAGUUUUGAAGCAACCUCGGUCAGUUUGAUGGAGAUCAUUGGCCUGUGUAGUGAAGAUCACCACAACAUUCUCACCUCAGUGAGCAGAGGUAUGCUUGGACCAGGAGAUGUUCCUUGAGAACUGCUGCGAGCUGCUGUGUCUGUGUUGUUGCUUUGAGUGUCCGUCAAACGUGGCCGCUUUGCAGGCCGCUGGUCCACUUUCUCAAUAGCUGGCUUUGACAUCUCAUCAUUUUUAUCCGCAAUGCCCGUAGCUUCUGUGUCCAUGCUUCUCAUCACGUCUGCUGGACCACUUCCCCAGCAUUGGGCUGGCGUGUAUGCCCCACCGCCUGGGGCUGGAGCUGGGCUUUGGCAACCAAUUGUUGCCCUCGGAUCAAGAGCAGUAGCGGAAGCGGAGAGCUUAGAAUGCCAUUGUGGAUCGAUGUUGUGAAGCGCAGUUUUGGAAACACCCUAGACAACCAAUCUGCCUACACAACAGUUCUGCGACCCAUGGUUCGGUAAAGUGGGAAGUAGCAGUCAUCUGCUGUCCACUCCAGCGAUUCUCAGCUGAGUAGUCAUGUCGACUCCUCCCUCAACUUCAUCGCUCCCUCAUGAUGUGCCCUGGCUAUCGCAUGUGCUGAUGGGGACCCUGCCCUUGGCCCUGACCGCUACGUUCUUCUCCCACGAGAAGAUCUUAUUUGCUGGUCACGUCCUCGCAAUGUCUGCGGGCGGCAUCUUUCUGAUGUCUGAAGGCAUCAUCGCAGCAAGGAAUGCGAAGGGAAAGCAGAGGGGGCUCCUACUCAGACUGCAUUUAUACAUCCAAGCAGCUUCAUUGGCGCUGGCGGCCCUGGGCUUCAUCUUCAUAUACUCCAGCAGAUCUAUGGCAUCCAAACAGCACUUUACCACUCUUCACACUUGGGUUGGCUUGUCUGCUCUGGUUGGCUUUUUGGUGAUAGCUGCCGGGGGAGUACUUUUGUACUACGGACUCCCCAAAAGAUACAAAAAGUUCACAGGACAACUCAGCAGGAUCCACAAGCUUGCUGGUAAAGUCAUCUUCUAUGUCGGAUUGGCAGCAGCUUUCUUGGCUUUGAGGGUGAACGACCCGGAGCACCAUCGCCAUAAGGGUCUGUGGACAUACAUCCUGGCAGUUUGGCUGGUCUUUGUUGGCUUCGUAGUGCAUGACGCGGCUCCGAUCGAGGUGGACCUGAGCUGGUGUCAUCAGCUAGUCAGCGAGCUCCGGAAUCCCUGGCUUCAGGCUGCGCUGCGCAGAGUACGAAGUCAAAACCUGAACGCCACGGAGGCUGCCAAGAAAGAUGACCCGGUGAGGGAGGGGCCAGAAGGGAAACCCCGCAGGUCGGAAGAGCAGAGGCCGGUGUCUACGGGAAGCGAACACCAUCAGGCAGAUGUUACAGACCAGGUGUGAGGUUCGAUCGCAACGCUGCAUGUUGUAGAACGUCCUCCGUUUCAAGCAUGACUCAGGAGCUUUCCAGGAAACGG